Molecule: messenger RNA, 2941 nt
Organism: Phialemonium atrogriseum
Lineage: Eukaryota; Fungi; Ascomycota; Sordariomycetes; Cephalothecales; Cephalothecaceae
Exons: 7
Coding region: 398-2602 (734 amino acids)
Source: RefSeq, a predicted model, not a curated record
GUGCAUGCCCAGGCAUGGAGGCUUUGCCGGCGAUCGUCGCAAAGAAUUCAAACACGGGUCGAAUAAAUACCCUACCGAUACUACACUAAACACUACAUGAAGCUCCUGGGCCGCGUGCAAAAACGGGUCUCGGCUAGAUGGGCAGUGUCUCCUCAGCCUUACUUGUUGCUGUAGCGUUUAUCAUUGGCGCUCUCCUCUCAGUUCCGUGUAACUGGUAUGCAGGCAAAUCUUGGAUUCCCUCCCCACCUUUGCUCCCACCUCUGCUCCCUCAAUUAAGAGAUCUUGCAUGGUCGAUCGUGAGCUCUCUCGUCGCUGCCACUCGCAAACUGGCCUUCAGAUCGCAGCGCUGCCUGCAAAUAUGGGUGGUUGACGUGAACACCCCGGAAGGCAUCCCACGAUGCCUGCCCACACACGUUCGCCCGCAGGCAACCUUCCCGACAUUGACGAGUCUUCGCAUCCCUCGCCGCUGCUCUCCAGCAACUUCGAUCGGGCCACCCUCGAGGCCACCGUACCGUUUGCCGACAGGAGCAUAUUCGUCGCACCCAACGGUCGCCGUUUCCUUUUCGAGAGCAUCCCGGACGGAAGCGGGGGUGGAAAUGGAAAAGGCCUCGAGGACGCAUCCCGCCUCUCACCGACCACGCCAGCGAUAACACCUCCUCCCCGGGGGCGGGCACCGGAACCAACCCGUGCAAGCACCCCCAAAGAUUACAGCGCUCUGAAUAGCACCCCGAUACGAAGGAGACCAGUCUCCAACAACUCGAACUCGCCCCUACAUUCUCCCUCGGCACGAGCCGACGACACACAGCUGAGGAGCGACAGCGCUGAGCCGAACGCUCUGGCGCAGGAGGUCUUGGAGAUGAUGGGCGAUCUCAAUAUCAAUCGCUUCAGCGCAACGCCCUUCUUUGCGCAUUCCGACGGCGGGGUUCAAGCUGCCGAGACUCUCACCGAUCCGCACCCAGUCCCAGGCUUGCCUAUUCCUCGGUCUCCAGUUUCGCCGGCUGUCACACUGGCUCGACCCCCCUUGGAUGCGUCUGCAUACUAUCAUGGCUUCUAUUCGGCACGAACUCACAUGGAGCCAAGCUAUGCGCCUCAAGGCCCCGUGCUGAGCGGACGGCUUACAAACGUCAACUUUGGUUUCCAACAUACGCCAGCAGCAGACGAUCUUCCCGAACUCCACCAACAAACGAGCCACGGGUCCGGCAUUACGCACGUGUCGACUCGCCAGUCGCUAUUAGAGCAGUCGAUGCCCAUCUCGCCUGCCAUCCCCGCAAACCCGAUCGUCCUCUCGUCCUCCGGUUAUCAGACGCUCCAGUCGCCUGUCGGUCCGGGUUACGCAUCGACCAUACCUCAAAUACCACCUCCCACGGACUAUACCUAUAGCCUUCACAAUGAUUCGAGGCGAGCGAAUGGAAGCUUUUCAUAUAGUAUUCAAGAGGAUGGCGGGGGUUUGCACCCGUCCUAUUCCUCAUAUAAUGUGGCAGAUGACGGCAGGGGGAGGAACAGGGUGAUGAGCCCUUUCGACACCCAGACGCCGGUUGUUGUCAUUGAACCCACGCUCGAUCCGUCCUCUUACUCGAGUAGAUCGGACGGGGCUAGUACAAGUCGAGAUAACGUGCUCCCCGGAGAGGAGGUACUAUAUGACGGGCGAGUCAGGCUUGCCCAGGGUCUUUCCGCGCCUUUCGUGGACGGCUCACUAAAAGUAUUCCGCAACACCCUAUCAGGUGACCUUCGAUUCCAUUGCAAGAUUGGAUAUGGAUCUGAGACGUACUGGGUGAAAGGCACCCACGCACAGAUUGUCCCUGUGUACGCUUACGAUCAGAGAUUUCCGAACGUCGUGUAUGUACGGGACAAUGACAGCGAGAAACGCAACGGCUACGCGCAAGCCACCCAAGGAAAUGGUCGGCCCAGCGAAGUGUACCAGUUUGCCAGGUUUCAAGAGCUCUGCGAAUUCCAGGCCAAGCUUACGGGCGAAAAAGUCGUUCUCGAUAUCUCUAGCGUGAAGUUGGUGAAACUGAGCAAGGCCCACAGCCGGUCGAAUGAGACAUUUUCGAGCGUUAGGGUACAGAUCUGGCAUGAAGAAGAGGCGCGAAGGUCCUCGCAGUCCGAUGUAGCUUCUUUUGUCACCGCCGGGACCACGCUAUCUGGACCGCUCCGCGACCGACUUGUUCCAAGUACGUCGAGGUUAAUGGUGUACCUCGGAAGGUUGGACGAAUACAUCACAACUUUCAUAACGGACGACAUUGAAGUCGUAGCAGAGGGGCAGACGAUGGUCAAGAUCAAGCCGAGGAAAGGGGGCAGCGUGUUUAAACGCAGCGGCUCGCGGUGGGCAGGUGUUAAAGCACACCGAGAAGCAAAAAAGGGGGCUGAGCCCGCAGGCCUGGACAUCCGCUGCCAGAGUACCGACCCGGACACUAUCUCCUCGUUUGACCUUUAUGAGACAUUCGAAAUAGAGUUUGAGAGCUCGCCCAGCCAGGACAAUUUCAUCCGGAAGUGGGAAGAGGUCAUGAAGGCACGAAGACUACAACGAAAAGCACUUGAGAAAAUUAAUGAGGAGAUACGGCAUGCCACAUUCUCAGCAAAGACAGCUCGGGAAAUCUGGUGAUGGGCGAUUGUUUAUACCACAGGAUCUUGGGGUUGGGGGGUUCAGUCUUUUUUUUUUUGGAUGAUUUUGGGGGACCAUCUAUUAAUUCGGGCAUCUAGGAGUGGAGGGCGUUUUCAAUGUUCCAUGGAUGAUGACAUUGCGAAUACCAAGUUUCUGACCGAGAGACACGAGCUCGAUAUGGACUACUCUUUAUGAGUUGGGUUGCGAUGCUAAAACCUCAAGAGCCCCCAUUUGCACAAUUGCCCUUGCUUGUAUUGUACAUACAUACAUACAUAUCUACCUUGGUAACUACAUUUUCGAAUACCCGUUAUUCAGGGCCCAAAAUGACCUUAAUUUCGG